Musa acuminata subsp. malaccensis (wild Malaysian banana) is the source of this 728-nucleotide messenger RNA. RefSeq lists its product as uncharacterized. The record is from RefSeq and is a predicted model, not a curated record. NCBI's taxonomy places the organism in Eukaryota, Viridiplantae, Streptophyta, Magnoliopsida, Zingiberales, Musaceae.
UGGCUUCCGAUUACCUUCGGUCCCCCCACGGGCGAGAUCACACGCCUCCGGCGCACGCAGGCCGAUCGUCGAUGGCGGAGAAGGGCGGCGGCGGUAUCGAAGGCGGUGGUGGAGGCGAGAGGUGGAAGGCGGCCCUCGUGAACAUAUCGGAGAUUGGAACGAAUGUAGAGUCACUGCAGAAGAUCCUCGUCAAGAAGGCCGUCUUCGUGGACGAAGAGACUUUCGCCAAGGCUUCCCUCACCUCCGAGCAAGGUCGCACAAUCAAGGCUCUUGAACAGAGGGUAGAGGCUUUGGAAAGAGAACUUGAUGCUGCAAUUGCUGCAGCAGCUCGUGCACGUACGGAAAAAAGACAGGCUGAGGCAGCACAGCGAGCUGCUGAAUUACGUGCUAAAGAUCUUACAAGAGAGCUUGAAAAUACUACGAAUGUGUUUAAGCUACACAUGGAAGAACUGCGCUCCCAGAAGGAGGAGAUUUCAAAGAAACAAAGUGAGAUCAAAGUUUUGGAAGCUACGGUACUGACGUUAAGUAGAAAUGACACAAGUGCAGAGGAUUAACAUUGUGUUAAAAGAUUUGCCUUAAUGGUAAUAUAAUGAUGAAAAAAAUCCCCUUUCCUUUCUUUUUUCAGGUAACAACAAAAUAUAUUCUCCUGUGUGUGUGUGUGUGUUAUAUAUAUUCACAAUAAUCAAGCAGUUGCAUUAUUUGAUCUACUUGUUGCAUUCAGCUUGGUA